CCCGAACUCCGAAAACUCUUUUUUGUCGAGUACCCUCUGGAUGAGGAGAGAUGAGGAGAUGUCACUGAAUUUGAUUCUUGAAAACGAACUCUAGGUUGGUCAAGUCGGUCAAACUUCUAGUUUUCAAGGAUCUAAUCGUGAAUAAACAUGCAGCGAUGGUUUGACGAGUGCAACUCUAGAGAGCUUCUCGCCCAAUUCUUCCUCUCCGAUCCAGUCCUAUUCAACUACCAUCUGGGGGACCUUGAUGAUUUUUACUUUCCGCAUUGCACGUGGCAAACGGCUGUCGACUCUGACGGGAACCUGAAAGCGGUCGUUUUACUCUACCAUCCUCCCACCCGAAGCACACCAGUUGUCCUGGCACUUUCGAAAGACGAGGAUGAGUUUGGGCAACUGGUGGCGCACCUAACAAAGAAUCGUUUCUUCCCGGAGACAUUCUGGUGCCAUUUCUCGGCAGAUUUCAUGGAGAUGGUCGAUCCUGCAUAUCGUCUGUCUAUAAAUACUCCUUUUCCAGACGUCAACUUUAAGAUGCGCUUGGGCCCAGAUGGUGUCGAUCUGUGUCGGCAGGCUCUGAAGCAGAAAUCUUUUUCCGGUCAACUACUUCGUCUGACAUCGUCCCCGGACCACCUUGCUGCUGCCAUGGACCUGUACCGCACCGUCCCCUCAAUACAUUUUGACCCACGGAUGCUUCACACUCAUUUCUAUUAUGGUGUGAUGGAACCCUCGAGUACAUCUACCAUGCCACGAUUACUAUGCAUCGCUGGAGUUCAUGUGCAUUCUACAGAGUAUAAGCUAGCGGUCAUUGGAAGUGUUGCUACUCGCCCUGGCUUUCGUGGUGCUGGGUAUGCAACUGCAUGUGUAGCAAUGUGCGUUUUGCAGCUAAUAGAAGAGGGUGGGUGUCGCCCUGAUCGGAUUGGAUUGAACGUGGAAGAAACGACUGCUCCUGCAAGGCGAAUUUAUGAUAAACUUGGUUUUUUGCCUGUUCAUACUAUUUUAGAAGGAGAGUUUGUUGCGGAGAGUUUGUUGCUGCAUGUAGAUGAACCAUAGUAAACAGUAUUCUGUAUUUUUUUAUGUUGCUUUACCCUGCGUUCCCAACAUAAUAGACUUUCUACUCUCUCUCCGCA
Spizellomyces punctatus DAOM BR117 is the source of this 1121-nucleotide messenger RNA. RefSeq lists its product as uncharacterized. The transcript has a single exon. The record is from RefSeq and is a predicted model, not a curated record. The coding region runs from base 148 to 1044 and encodes 298 amino acids. Gene Ontology annotation, molecular function: acyltransferase activity, transferring groups other than amino-acyl groups. Lineage: Eukaryota; Fungi; Chytridiomycota; Chytridiomycetes; Spizellomycetales; Spizellomycetaceae.